Alnus glutinosa is the source of this 11441-nucleotide messenger RNA. RefSeq names its product E3 ubiquitin-protein ligase UPL2-like. The record is from RefSeq and is a predicted model, not a curated record. NCBI's taxonomy places the organism in Eukaryota, Viridiplantae, Streptophyta, Magnoliopsida, Fagales, Betulaceae. Gene Ontology annotation, biological process: protein polyubiquitination; proteasome-mediated ubiquitin-dependent protein catabolic process; positive regulation of protein catabolic process. Gene Ontology annotation, molecular function: protein binding; ubiquitin-protein transferase activity. Bases 181 to 11256 code for a protein of 3691 amino acids. The transcript has 17 exons.
ACAGCGACUCUCAAACCCCAACACCAACACCCCCCUUCGCUUUGGGGCUUCGCUUCUCCCUCUCUCUCUCUCUCUCUCUCUCUCAAAGCUCUCUCCUUUUCUUCUUCUCGGAUGUGUAUUCAUCAAUCGUCCUUCUCUCUUCUCUCUCAGUAGUGGGAAAGUUGACAAUUUGGAGGCGAGAUGACAUCCAUAAGAUCGAGCUUGCCGUCGCGGCUGCGGCAACUUUUGUCCGGCGAGGGCUCCCUCGUUCCGUCCGUCAAACUUGACUCCGAGACCCCUCCCAAAAUCAAAGCGUUUAUCGAUAAGGUGAUCCAGUGUCCAUUACAAGAUAUAGCUAUACCUCUUUCAGGUUUUCGGUGGGAGUACAGUAAGGGGAACUUUCACCAUUGGAGGCCGCUGUUUCUGCAUUUUGAUACAUAUUUCAAGACAUACCUUUCUUCUAGGAAUGAUCUCCUCUUGUCAGAUAAAAUUUUAGAAGAUGAUAGUCCAUUUCCAAAGCAUGCAAUUCUACAAAUUUUACGAGUAAUGCAAACAAUUUUAGAGAAUUGCCAUAACAAGAGUUCAUUUGAUGGCUUAGAGAAUUUCAAGCUCCUGCUUGCAUCAACAGAUCCAGAGAUUCUUAUAGCUACGCUAGAAACUCUUUCUGCACUUGUGAAAAUAAACCCAUCCAAGCUGCAUGGAGGUGGGAAAUUAAUUGGUUGUGGCUUAGUAAAUAGCUAUCUAUUGUGUCUAGCACAGGGGUGGGGAAGCAAGGAGGAGGGCUUGGGUUUGUAUUCAUGUGUAAUGGCAAAUGAGAGAACCCAAGACGAAGGGCUUUGUUUGUUCCCAUCUGAUGUUGAAAAUGACUGUGAGAAGUCUCAUUGCCGAAUAGGCUCUACCCUUUAUUUUGAAAUGCACGGUGUUAAUGCCCAGAGCAGUGAGGCAAACAGAGGCAAUCAAAAUGCUUCUAGUUUGGCAGUUAUACAGAUACCGGAUCUGCAUUUACAGAAGGAGGAUGAUCUGUUACUUUUGAAACAAUGCAUUGAGCAGUACAAUGUACCUCCUGCGCUCCGGUUUUCUUUGCUGACCAGAAUUAGAUAUGCUCAUGCUUUCCGUUCUCCCAGAAUAUGCAGGCUUUACAGCAGGAUCUGCCUUCUUGCAUUCAUUGUACUUGUUCAGUCUAAUGAUGCUCAUGAUGAACUUGUGUCAUUUUUUGCUAAUGAGCCAGAGUAUACAAAUGAGUUAAUCAGGAUUGUGCGGUCUGAAGAAGCUGUCUCUGGAACCAUUAGGACGCUUGCAAUGUUUGCCUUGGGGGCUCAGUUAGCUGCAUAUACAUCAUCUCAUGAGCGGGCACGGAUUUUGAGUGGAUCUAGUAUCAGUUUUGCUGGGGGGAACCGCAUGAUACUCCUGAAUGUGCUUCAGAAGGCUGUUUUGUUGCUGAAGACAUCUAAUGAUCCAUCGUCUCUUGCCUUUGUCGAAGCACUUCUUCAGUUCUAUUUGCUCCAUGUUGUUUCAUCCUCAAGUUCAGGGAGUAAUAUUAGGGGGUCAGGCAUGGUUCCUACGUUCUUACCUCUUUUGGAGGAUUCUGAUCCUACACACAUGCAUCUUGUCUGUUAUGCUGUUAAAACUCUGCAAAAGCUCAUGGAUUACAGCAGUUCAGCUGUUUCCUUGUUUAAAGAGUUGGGGGGAGUCGAGCUUUUGGCUCAGAGACUGCAGGUAGAAGUCCAUCGGGUUAUUGGUUCAGCUGGGACUAUUGAUAGUUCAAUGAUAGUUGGUGAGAGCUCAAGACACAGUGAUGAUCAGUUGUACUCCCAGAAGAGGCUCAUUAAGGUUUCACUGAAGGCACUUGGCUCUGCUACCUAUGCCCCUAGUAACUCUACUAGAUCCCAGCACUCCCAUGAAAGUUCUUUACCUGCUACUUUGUCGCUGAUAUUUGGCAAUGUGGAUAAAUUUGGAGGUGACAUUUAUUACUCAGCUGUGACUGUUAUGAGUGAGAUAAUCCACAAAGACCCAACUUGUUUUCCUUUUUUGCAAGAAAUGGGUCUUCCAGCUGCAUUUUUAUCAUCGGUAGUAUCUGGUAUACUUCCUUCGUCAAAGGCUCUUACAUGUGUUCCUAAUGGUCUUGGUGCCAUUUGUCUCAAUGCCAAAGGCUUAGAGGCAGUGAAAGAAACUUCGGCGUUACAGUUCCUUGUUGACAUUUUCACCAGUAAGAAAUAUGUUACAGCGAUGAAUGAUGCUAUUGUUCCACUGGCAAAUGCAGUGGAAGAGCUUUUGCGCCAUGUAUCUUCUCUGAGAAGCACUGGUGUUGAUAUUAUUAUAGAAAUUAUUAAUAAAAUUGCUUCUUUCGGGGACAGUAACUGCGCAGGGUCAUCAGGGAAAUUAAAUGGGAGCACUGCAAUGGAAAUGGAUUCUGAAGACAAAGGAAAUGAAGGCCAUUGUGUUCUGGUUGCUGCAGUUGAUUCGGCUGCAGAAGGGAUCAAUGAUGAGCAAUUCAUCCAAUUUUGCAUCUUUCAUUUGAUGGUAUUGGUUCACAGGACAAUGGAAAACUCCGAAACAUGUCGGUUAUUUGUGGAGAAGUCCGGAAUUGAAGCUUUACUGAAGCUUCUUUUACGGCCUAGCAUUGCACAGUCAUUUGAUGGGAUGUCUAUUGCUUUGCAUAGCACUAUGGUUUUCAAAGGUUUUACGCAAAAUCACUCUGCUCCCCUGGCACGUGCUUUCUGUUCCUCUCUCAGAGACCAUCUGAAAAAAGCUUUGAGUGGAUUUGGAUUGGUUUCAGAGUCCUUUUUACUGGAUCCAAAGAUGACACAGGAGGGUGGAAUCUUUUCUUCACUUUUCCUCGUUGAGUUCCUUCUGUUUCUUGCUGCCUCAAAAGACAACCGGUGGGCAAGUGCGUUGCUGUCAGAAUUUGGAAAUGGUAGCAAGGAUGUUCUGGAGGAUAUUGGGCGUGUCCAUCGAGAAGUUCUGUGGCAGAUUUCUCUUCUUGAAGAUGCCAAGCCUGAGGUUGAGGAAGGUGGUAUUGUUUCAAGCUCAGAGUCACAACAGUCAGAGUUGAGAACCAAUGAAACUGAAGAGCAAAGAUUCAACUCUUUCAGGCAGUUUCUUGAUCCUUUACUGAGGAGGAGGACUUCAGGAUGGAGUAUUGAAUCUCAUUUUUUUGACCUUUUAAACAUAUACCGUGAUCUUGGUCGUGCCAGCAAUUCUCAACAAAGACGUACUGAUAGUCCUUCAAACUUGCGGUUUGGAGUCAGUAAUCAAUUCCAUCAUUCUGGUUCUUCAGAUGCUGCCGGGGAUGUUGGUAGAAAGGGCCUUGAUAAGCAGAGAUCUUAUUAUACUUCUUGCUGCGACAUGGUGAGGUCACUUUCUUUUCAUAUUACGCAUUUGUUUCAAGAGUUGGGGAAGGUAAUGCUGCUUCCUUCUCGUCGACGGGAUGAUAUUUUGAAUGUUUCCCCUGCUUCAAAAUCAGUGGCUUCUACUUUUGCAUCUAUUGCUCUGGAUCACAUGAAUUUUGGGGGUCCUGUUAAUCCUUCUGGAAAUGAGGCAUCCAUAUCAACGAAGUGUCGGUAUUUUGGUAAGGUUAUUGAUUUUGUUGAUGGCUUUCUACUGGACAGACCGGAUUCCUGUAAUCCUGUUCUGCUGAAUUGCUUGUACGGACAUGGAGUUAUUCAAUCAGUUUUGACAACAUUUGAAGCCACCAGCCAAUUGCUGUUUGCUGUUAACAGGGCUCCUGCAUCUCCCAUGGAAACUGAUGAUGGGAUCUUAAAGCAGGAUGAAAAUGAAGAUAAUGAUCAUUCAUGGAUUUAUGGUCCUCUAUCUAGCUAUGGGAAGCUUAUGGACCACCUGGUGACCUCAUCUUUUAUAUUAUCUCCUUUUACAAAACACUUGCUUGCCCAACCUCUGUCAAAUGGUAAUGUUCCCUUUCCACGGGAUGCUGAGACUUUUGUGAAGGUUCUUCAGUCCAUGGUGCUGAAGGCAGUGCUUCCUGUUUGGACUCACCCCCAGUUUGUUGAUUGCAGUUAUGAUUUCAUUACUUCAGUUAUUUCUAUCAUAAGGCACGUCUAUUCUGGUAUUGAAGUGAAAAAUGUCAAUAGCAACACUGGUGCUCGUGUGACCGGCCCCCCUCCUAAUGAAGCUACUAUUUCAACAAUUGUAGAGAUGGGGUUUUCCAGGUCUCGUGCAGAAGAAGCUCUGAGGCAAGUUGGAUCAAGUGGUGUGGAAUUGGCAAAUAUUGUGGAAUUGGCAAUGGAGUGGUUGUUCUCCCAUCCAGAGGAUGCUCAAGAAGACGACGAACUUGCUCGUGCACUUGCCAUGUCCCUUGGGAAUGCUGAAUCAGACACAAAGGAAGCGAUUGCAAGUGAUAAUACUCAACAGCUUGAAGAAGAGAUGGUCCAACUUCCUCCUAUUGAGGAGUUGUUAUCUACGUGUACGAGGCUUUUGCAGAUGAAGGAAUCUCUUGCUUUUCCUGUCCGAGACCUGCUUGUGAUGAUAUGCUCUCAAAAUGAAGGACAAUAUAGGUCUAAUGUCAUCUCCUUUCUUGUUGAUCGACUGAAGGAUUGUAAUUCAAUUUCUGAAAGUGGAAAUGGUGCCACGCUAUCUGCUCUUUUCCAUGUUCUUGCUCUAAUUCUUCACGAAGAUGAAGGGUCGCGAGAAAUUGCCACUAAGAAUGGUCUGGUUGCAGUUGCCUCAGAUCUACUUUUGCAAUGGUGUUCUGGACCGGUUCCAGAGAAAUGCCAGGUUCCUAUGUGGGUAACAACUGCUUUUCUUGCUAUCGACCGGCUUUUGCAAGUGGAUCGAAAAUUGAAUUCUGAAAUUGUAGAGCAGUUGAAGCAGGAUGAUGUUAACAGCCAGCAGACAUCUAUCAGCAUUGAUGAGGACAAGCAAACCAGGCUGCAGUCCGCAUUGGGAUUAGUUCCAAAGCAUACGGAUAUAAAUGAGCAGAAGAGACUUAUUGAGAUUGCUUGUAGCUGUAUCAGGAACCAGCUUCCCUCUGAGACGAUGCAUGCUGUUCUCCAACUAUGCUCCACCCUCACCAGGAUUCAUUCCGUUGCUGUUAGUUUUCUUGAUGCUGGGGGAUUAAGUUUACUGCUUUCUUUGCCAACAACUAGCCUAUUUCCUGGGUAUGAUAACCUGGCUGCUAAUAUUAUUCGUCAUGUUCUUGAAGAUCCCCAAACUCUCCAGCAAGCAAUGGAGUCUGAGAUAAGGCACAGUUUUUUGGCUGCCACCAAUAGACAUUCAAAUGGAAGGGUCUCUCCCCGAACCUUCCUUUCGAAUUUAAAUUCUGUUAUUUCACGGGAUCCAGUGGUCUUUAUGCAGGCUGCUCAGUCUUUGUGCCAAGUUGAGAUUGCAGGUGAAAGGACCUUUAUUGUCUUGCUGAAAGAUCGUGACAAAGAUAAGUGCAAAGAGAAAGAGAAAGAGAAGGAGAAAUCGUUGGAAAAAGAAAAAGCACAAACUACUGAUGGGAAAGUUGCUUUGGGUAAUUUGAAUUUGGUUGCUUCUGGGAAUGGGCAUGGAAAAUCCCACGAUUUAAAUUCAAAGGGUUUCAAAGUCCAUCGAAAAUCUCCUCAGAGCUUUAUAAAUGUGAUUGAGCUUCUGUUGGAUUCUGUUUGUACUUUUAUUCCUCCCUUGAAAGAUGAUGGGGUUACAGAUGUCCUUGAUACUCCGUCAUCAAAUGACAUGGACAUUGAUGUCGCUGCGAUUAAGGGGAAAGGAAAAGCUGUUGCCACUAUUUCUGAAGAGAAUGAAGCCAUUGGUGAUGAAGCUUCUGCAUCACUUGCAAAGAUUGUAUUUAUUUUGAAGCUUUUGACAGAGAUUCUCUUGAUGUAUGCUUCAUCAGUUCACAUUCUGCUUCGGAAGGAUGCUGAAGUUAGUAGUUGCAGGGGUGCUCAAGAAAAGGGUCCUGCUGGUGUAUACCCUGGUGGAAUAUUUCAUCACAUUCUUCACAAGUUUCUUUUAUAUUCUAGGAGUUUAAAAAAGGACAAGAAAAUAGAUACUGACUGGAGGCAUAAAUUAGCAACCAGGGCUAGCCAGUUUUUGGUGGCAUCUUGUGUCCGCUCCACAGAGGCAAGGAGGAGGGUUUUAACAGAGAUCAAUAAUAUCUUUAAUGACUUCUUUGAUUCAUGUAAUGGUUUUAGCCCACCAGGAAACAAUAUACCAGCUUUUGUUGAUCUGCUUAAUGAUGUGCUGGGUGGUCGUACACCUACUGGUUCAUACAUCUUAGCAGAAGCUUCUGCCACUUUUAUAGAUGUUGGUCUGGUUAGGUCAUUGACUCGAACUCUCCAAGUGUUGGACCUGGACCAUGCUGACUCACCUAAAGUUGUUACAGGUGUAAUUAAAGCUCUGGAGUUGGUAACCAAGGAGCAUAUCCAUUCUGCUGAUUCUAAUGUAGGGAAGGGUGACAAUUCAACAAAACCUCCUGAUCUUACUCAAACUUUAAGAAGGGAUAAUACAGGUGACAUAUCUCAGACCGUGGAAACAGCAUCUCAAUUCAAUCAUGAUUCUGUGCCAGCUGACAACGUUGAGUCUUAUAAUCCUGUCCAAACUUAUGGUGGCUCUGAGGCUGUUACAGACGACAUGGAACACGACCAAGAUCUUGAUGGAGGUUUUGGUCCUGCUGCUGGUGAUGACUAUAUGCAUGAAACUUCUGAUGAUGCGAGGGGUGUUGAAAAUGGCAUUGAGACAGUGGGAAUACAAUUUGAAAUCCAGCGCCAUGGGCAAGAAAAUCUUGAUGAAGAUGAUGAUGAGGAGAUGUCUGGGGAUGAUGGGGAUGAAGUAGAUGAAGAUGAGGAUGAGGAUGAUGAGGAGCAUAAUGAUCUGGAAGAAGAUGAAGUCCACCAUCUGCCCCAUCCUGAUACAGAUCAAGAUGAUCAUGAGAUCGAUGAUGAUGAUUUUGAUGAAGAAAUAAUGGAGGAAGAAGAAGAGGAUGAUGAAGAUGAUGAAGAUGGAGUAAUACUGAGGCUGGAGGAGGGCAUAAAUGGAAUAAAUGUUUUAGAUCAUAUUGAGGUUUUUGGUAGAGAAAAUAGUUUUUCUAAUGAAACUCUCCAUGUGAUGCCAGUUGAAGUUUUUGGUUCUAGGCGUGAAGGGCGUACUACAUCCAUCUACAGUCUCUUGGGUAGAACUGGGGAUAAUGUUACUCCAUCUAGGCAUCCUCUUCUACUGGGACCUUCAUCCUCAAUGCACUCUGCUUCUCCUCGGCAAUCUGAGAAUGCCCGUGACACCGUCUUUCCAGAUAGGAACUUGGAGAGCACCUCAUCACGGUUGGAUUCUAUUUUCCGAUCCCUGAGGAAUGGACGCCAUGGACACCGCUUGAACUUGUGGCUAGAUGAUAACCAGCAAAGUGGUGGAUCAAAUGCAAGUGUAGUGUUACAUGGCCUCGAAGAGCUGCUUGUUUCCCAAUUGAGGCGACCGACUAGUGAGCAGCCUUCUGAUCAGAACACAGCAGUACAGGAGCCUCAAAGCACAGGUGAAGCCAGUCAGUUACCGGAAUCAGAAGCAGGUGUGAGGCCCAUUGCUCUUGAAAACAAUGAAAGUAGUAAUGUGCCACCUCUGACUGUGGCAAUCAAUAGCUCUAUUAAUGCAAGGCCUGCUGCAAGUGAAUCCCUACAAGGAACAGAUGCAUCCAGUACACAAUCACAAUCUGUUGAAAUGCAGUUCGAACACAAUGAUGCAGCUGUACGGGAUGUUGAAGCUGUUAGCCAAGCAAGCAGUGGAAGUGGGGCGACCUUAGGUGAGAGCCUGCGAAGCCUAGAUGUUGAAAUUGGAAGUGCUGAUGGCCAUGAUGAUGGUGGAGAGAGGCAAGCUUCUACAGAUAGAACGCCAUUGGGUGACCCACAGGCUGCUCGUGCAAGAAGGACAAAUGUGUCUUUUGGGAAUUCUACCCCUGUUGGUGGGAGAGACGCAUCCCUUCAUAGUUUAACUGAAGUGCCAGAAGGUUCUAGUCGGGAAGCAGAUCAGGAUGGUCCAGCUGCAGAGCAGCAAAUCAACAGUGAUGCCAGUGCUGGAGCAAUAGAUCCUGCAUUCUUGGAUGCUCUUCCGGAGGAGCUGCGUGCUGAAGUUCUUUCUGCUCAACAGGGUCAAGUGGCUCAGCCCUCAAAUGCUGAACCGCAAAAUGCUGGAGAUAUUGAUCCAGAAUUCCUUGCAGCCCUUCCCCCCGACAUCCGAGCAGAAGUUCUAGCACAGCAGCAAGCACAAAGGCUACAUCAAUCUCAGGAACUGGAAGGUCAGCCUGUUGAAAUGGAUACAGUCUCGAUAAUUGCAACAUUUCCUUCAGAUUUGCGAGAAGAGGUUCUCUUAACUUCAUCUGAUGCUAUCCUUGCGAAUCUCACACCUGCUCUUGUUGCGGAGGCAAACAUGUUGCGCGAAAGGUUUGCACACCGUUAUAGUCGCACCCUCUUUGGUAUGUACUCUAGGAAUCGUAGAGGUGAACCUUCAAGAAGAGGUGACGGUAUAGGAUCUAGCCUGGAGAGAGCUGGAGGAAGCAUUGCCCGUAGGUCAAUUGGAGCUAAGCUAGUUGAAGCUGAUGGAGCUCCUUUAGUUGACACAGAUGCCCUGCAUGCCAUGAUUAGGUUGCUUCGUGUAGUUCAGCCACUAUACAAAGGUCAGCUGCAGAGGCUUCUUCUCAAUUUAUGUGCUCAUCAGGAAACCAGAACUUCUUUGGUGAAGAUUCUCAUGGACAUGUUAAUGCUUGAUAGAAGAAAGCAUAUCAACAACUUGAUUGCUGCUGAGCCUUCUUAUCGGCUUUAUGCUUGCCAGAGUAAUGUGAUGUAUUCACGUCCUCAGUCUUUUGAUGGUGUUCCUCCCUUGGUGUCUCGGCGCAUUCUUGAAACUCUUACUUAUUUGUCUCGAAAUCACCCAUCUGUGGCGAAGAUUUUGCUUCAGUUUAGGCUCCCCCACCCAGCUUUACUAGAGACAGAGAAUACUGAUCAGGCACGGGGUAAAGCUGUGAUGGUUGUUGAAGAGGAUGAAAUGGAUAGGAGUGAACGACAGGAAGGAUACAUAUCCAUUGCAUUGCUUUUGGGCCUCUUGAAUCAACCCCUUUAUCUGAGGAGUAUAGCCCAUCUUGAACAGCUUCUUAACUUACUGGAGGUCAUCAUUGAUAAUGCUGAAAGUAAGUCAGAUUUAUCUGACAAAUCUGGGGAAUCUGCCUCUGAACAUACAUCUGGUCCAGAAAUUUUGGCAUUGGAUGUUGGGAUGAAUAGAGAAUCUGGUCAAAUUUCUUCCGGGGUUGCUGCAACGGCAAAGGAUGUUGAUUCCUCCAAACCCACCACUUCCGGCGCGCACAAGGAAUUUGAUACCCGAAUUGUACUGCUUAACCUGCCGCAAGCAGAACUUCGACUUCUAUGCUCAUUGCUUGCACGGGAGGGACUGUCAGAUAAUGCAUAUGCUCUAGUGUCGGAGGUAAUGAAGAAAUUGGUGGCUAAUGCUCCAAUUCACUGUCAUCUGUUCGUUACUGAGCUAGCUGGAGCCAUUCAAAAUUUGACUACAUCUGCUGUGGAUGAGUUACGCAUGUUUGGUGAAGCUGUGGAAGCACUUCUCAGUACAACAUCUUCUGAUGGAGCUGCAAUCUUAAGGGUUCUGCAGGCGUUAAGCUCUCUAGUUAACAUGCUGAGUGAGAAAGAGAAUGUUCUGCAAAUUCCUCCUGAAAAGGAGUAUACAGCUGCUCUUUCUCAGAUGCGGGACAUAAAUGCAGCUUUGGAGCCUUUGUGGCUGGAUCUGAGCACUUGCAUAAGCAAAAUAGAGACUUACUCAGACUCAGCCCCUGAUUUGCUGAGUUCAUCUAAAACAUCCACCUCGAAACCCUCUGGUGUAAUGGCUCCACUCCCUGCGGGCUCUCAGAACAUCUUACCAUACAUAGAAUCUUUCUUUGUGGUGUGUGAGAAAUUGCAUCCCACGCAGCCAGGGUCUAGUCAUGAUUUUAGUGUUGCUGCAGUUUCAGAGGUUGAAGAUCCCAGCCUUGUUGGACAGCACAAAACCUCAGUGCAUGCUCUGAAAGCUGACGAAAAACACGCUGCUUUUGUGAAGUUCUCAGAGAAGCAUAGGAAGCUGCUAAAUGCGUUCAUCCGGCAAAAUCCUGGAUUGCUUGAGAAGUCCUUCUCCCUCAUGCUGAAGGUUCCUAGAUUUAUAGAUUUUGACAAUAAGCGUGCUCACUUCAGAUCAAAGAUAAAGCAUCAACAUGAUCACCAUCACAGUCCUUUAAGAAUUUCUGUAAGGAGAGCCUACAUUCUUGAAGAUUCAUAUAACCAGCUGCGAAUGAGAUCCACUCAAGAAUUGAAGGGGAGGUUGACGGUUCACUUUCAAGGAGAGGAAGGUAUUGAUGCAGGUGGACUUACGAGGGAGUGGUAUCAAUUACUGUCCAGGGUUAUUUUUGACAAAGGAGCACUGCUUUUUACGACAGUGGGCAAUGAAUCAACAUUUCAGCCAAACCCUAACUCUGCUUAUCAAACAGAACAUCUAUCAUAUUUUAAAUUUGUUGGGCGAGUGGUUGGGAAAGCACUUCUUGAUGGGCAACUCUUGGAUGUCCAUUUCACUCGAUCCUUUUACAAGCAUAUAUUGGGGGUAAAAGUUACUUAUCAUGACAUUGAAGCCAUUGAUCCCGAUUACUAUAAAAACCUUAAGUGGAUGCUUGAGAAUGAUAUAAGUGAUGUUCUGCAUCUUACAUUUAGCAUUGAUGCUGAUGAGGAGAAGCUGAUAUUGUAUGAAAGGACAGAAGUGACUGACUAUGAACUCAUUCCUGGUGGACGGAAUAUUAAAGUUACGGAGGAGAAUAAACACCAAUAUGUUGAUUUAGUUGCUGAACAUCGGUUAACGACUGCUAUUCGUCCUCAAAUAAAUGCAUUUUUGGAAGGAUUCAAUGAAUUAAUUGCUAGGGAAUUAAUUUCUAUCUUCAAUGACAAGGAACUUGAAUUACUGAUUAGUGGGCUUCCUGAUAUUGAUUUGGAUGAUAUGAGGGCAAAUACCGAGUAUUCUGGAUACAGUCCUGCAUCUCCUGUUAUUCAGUGGUAUUGGGAAGUUGUUCAGGGUUUCAGCAAGGAGGAUAAGGCUCGGCUUUUGCAGUUUGUGACUGGCACCUCUAAGGUGCCUUUAGAAGGCUUCAGCGCACUUCAAGGAAUUUCUGGCUCGCAGAAGUUUCAGAUACACAAGGCCUACGGCAGCCCUGAGCACUUGCCUUCUGCUCAUACUUGUUUCAACCAGUUGGAUCUACCGGAGUAUCCUUCUAAACAACACUUGGAGGAGCGGCUACUGCUUGCAAUUCAUGAAGGCAAUGAAGGGUUUGGAUUUGGGUGAGAAUCUUAAUGCGAGGGAUCGAAGUAGUCCUGUAGAUAAUAUAGAUUUAUGUCAAAAGCAAUCAUGAAAGGGUUUCAGGUGUUAAUUUGUGGCACAUGAGAUGUUGAGUUAUUACAGGUUGAUAUAUUGUAUAGUCGUACAUUUGCUAUGUGAAAUGCCUCUGGCAGUUUUUGAUUUUGCCAUCA